Molecule: messenger RNA, 1666 nt
Organism: Xyrauchen texanus (razorback sucker)
Lineage: Eukaryota; Metazoa; Chordata; Actinopteri; Cypriniformes; Catostomidae
Exons: 7
Coding region: 1-744 (247 amino acids)
Source: RefSeq, a predicted model, not a curated record
AUGGUAUUUGACGAGUGGAAGGGAACUCCCUACAGCAGUAAUGAGACAUGCUGUGGAGUGACAGUGAACACAUGGAGGAAAGCGUUGAAGGAGGAAUAUGUGCGGUCUGGACUAACAGAAACGCUCAAAUCUCCCCUAACACCGGUGGAUUAUAUCACAACACUGCUCGGUGUGUUUGGAGAUGACACGGACGAAAUCAAGUCAGUGAUCGAGGGAGAUUCAGUCACUCUAGACAUAAAUGUUGAAAAACAGAAAAGUGAUCUGAUUGUGUGGUUUUUUGGACUUGAAAACACUCGUAUUGCUCAAAUAAAUGGAGAGGCCAAUAGCAAGCGAGUAUAUGAUGAAGUUCUUGAUGGGAGAUUUAAAGACAGACUGGAGUUGAACAGUAAAACUGGAUCUCUCACCAUCAGAGACAUCACAACUGAACACUCGGGACUUUAUAAACUCAGAAUAAGCAAUAAUAAGGUCUCAUACACAACAUUCAAUGUAACUGUUAAUGAGAGGAAAUCAGAGACUGAUGUGAUUGAGAAGAUUAAGAUUGAUGAGAUUGAUGAGAAUACUCCCGGUCGAUCACGUUCAGCUUCUAUCAUCAUCAUCAUUACGGCGUGUACGUCUGCAGUAUUAAUUGCAGUAAUCUCAGCUGUGAUCUGCUUCAGGAAACACAGAGUAAAAGGUUUAAUAAAAGUGCAGACUUCUGAAACUGAAGAAAGACGACUUCAGGACAAAAUUCAGCAACAAGUUUGAAGAUGCAGAAAAUGAAAGAAACUGAAAAACAUCAUAGUUUUAAAGAGUGCAACUCAUGGCACCAUUACUCACGGCUGUAAGUAACGAUUAGAUUGAUAAACGAUUAUUAGAGCGAUUAUUGAGCUUAUGCUCCGAGUUAAAAUGUUGUAUUAAAUGUGCUUACUAACAAUAAAGAGGACAAAUCAUAUUUUAAAAAUACCUCUAAAUGACAUUCACUGAAUUAAAGGAGAAAAAAUACGUUUUAUUAUCAUUAAUUCAGUUAAGAAAUUCACUGCAAAAAAUCUUCUCAUCAUCAAAUGUUUUUGUCUUAAAACAAGAUACAUUUACUUUAGAAGCAACAUAUAAGAUAUUUAGACUUUAAGAGAAUGUAUUUUAUAUGUUAGUGCAUUUCUCUGUGGUCAGCGCCUCUUCGAGUUGCGCGAGUGUCUAAGGGGGAGAGAUUGAAUCUGCAUCGGCCGAUGCACACUCUGUAACAGGACACUCAUCCCUUUGAUAAAAUGUUGUUGGUGUAUAAUGGUGUGAAGACUCUCUCUAAUUAAUAAAGCUGCAUAUUGACAAUGUUCUUCAUGAUGAGAAACACACAGUGACUGUGAUCACGUACUUAUGUUGAGUAUAUUUGGGUCUUAAGAUUUGAGUAAUUUUAAUCUUUUUUAAAGGAUUAAAAAUUGUUUUAUUGUUGAAAUCUUCCUGAAAAGACUUUUUAAUGGCAGGUUUCAUUGACACUUUAUUGACCUCAUGAUGUGUUUUAAUGAACAAUGUCCUGCUGUACUAUCUUUUGUAUAUUUAUUGUCUUUAUUAAGUGUUUUUUACUUAAAGAACAAUAAAGAUUGUGAAUAAUUUAAUUACAUUUUAACUGUCACAACACAAAUAAAAGCAUAUGUGAUAAUCCAGACGAUAAUAAACUCAUUUCUGAGGAAACCGA